This is a messenger RNA of Benincasa hispida (wax gourd), 1015 nucleotides long. It is a transcript of the gene AGL6, whose product is annotated as AGAMOUS-like 6. The record is from RefSeq and is a predicted model, not a curated record. Gene Ontology annotation, biological process: positive regulation of transcription by RNA polymerase II. NCBI's taxonomy places the organism in Eukaryota, Viridiplantae, Streptophyta, Magnoliopsida, Cucurbitales, Cucurbitaceae. Gene Ontology annotation, molecular function: protein dimerization activity; RNA polymerase II transcription regulatory region sequence-specific DNA binding; DNA-binding transcription factor activity. Gene Ontology annotation, cellular component: nucleus.
ACAGUAGAGAAGAGAGAGAGAGAGAGAAACAAAUAGAGAAAGAAAUUAGGUUACCAAAAUAAAAUAAAAUAAAAAUAAUAAUAAGGAAGGCAAAAGCAGAAAGGAAAAGGGAUUUGGAGUAGAAGGGUUUCCAUAUUGUUGUAAAAAAAUGGGAAGAGGAAGAGUGGAACUCAAGAGAAUAGAGAACAAAAUAAACCGUCAAGUUACAUUCUCCAAACGCCGAAACGGACUCCUUAAGAAAGCUUAUGAACUCUCUGUUCUUUGCGAUGCAGAAGUUGCUUUGAUCAUCUUCUCCACCCGCGGCAAGCUCUACGAAUUCGGCAGCGCAGGUACUUCUAAAACAUUGGAGCGUUACCAACGUUGUUGCUUCUCUCCUCAACACAACUAUGCUGAACGAGAAACCCAGAACUGGUUCCAGGAGAUCUCAAAACUGAAAGCAAAAUAUGAAUCUCUUUGUCGCACUCAUAGGCAUUUGCUUGGGGAAGAUCUUGGACCAUUGAGUGUAAAGGAGCUCCAAAAUCUUGAGAAGCAACUUGAAGCAGCCCUUGCUCAAGCUAGACAAAGGAAGACACAGAUUAUGAUUGAACAGAUGGAAGACCUGCGCAGAAAGGAGCGUCAACUUGGGGAGCUCAACAGGGAGCUUAAGCUAAAGGCAUCCAAAGUUUUUGGAGCUCUGGGUCUGGCUCUGCUGGGCAUGCCAACAACUUUCAAUUGCAUCAUCCUUUACAAUCUAACCCUAUCGAAUGCCAACACCAACCUCUCUUACAAAUCGGGUACCAGAAUUAUUUAUCAGAAGAGGGGCCAUCUGUCGAAAAGAGCAUGACAUGUGAGACGAACUUCAUACAAGGAUGGGUUAUUUGAAUUUCAUUUCUGAAAAAAAAAAAAAAAAACAUAAAAUCUUAAUUAAUAACAUAGUAAUUUUCUUUUCUUGUUUUGUUACUUUUCUUUUCUUUCAAUGAAUUUUUGGACUAAAUAUAUAUUAUUGUCUAUAUUUCCUCUGUUUAAAAAUAUAUGU